Messenger RNA from Didymella exigua CBS 183.55, 393 nucleotides. RefSeq lists its product as uncharacterized. The transcript is spliced from 2 exons. The coding region runs from base 1 to 393 and encodes 130 amino acids. The record is from RefSeq and is a predicted model, not a curated record. NCBI's taxonomy places the organism in Eukaryota, Fungi, Ascomycota, Dothideomycetes, Pleosporales, Didymellaceae.
AUGGCUGGACGUAUUCUUCCGGUUGCAUUGGCGACCAUCUCCGGCAUCGCAAUUGGCAUGGCUACCUUUGGCGAAGAGCUGAAGGCGCAACAGAUGGCGAGACUCACAGAGGAAUACAACCGAGAUCUUGCUGCCGCCGCUGCUGCAAACAGCGAGAACCCAGCUGCUGCUGCGCCUACUGCAGCGACGGUCACGCCACCACCCAUUGCCACAUCAUCGCCUGGUAAAGACGAGAUGAAGCCAGCCAAAGCCUCAUGGUCUGAUACAUUAGGAUUCUGGGCAUGGAAGAGCAAGCCACGGCAGGAUCUUGUACCUGAUUCCGUAGCGGCUCCGGCUGUCGCUCAGGAAGCACCAGCGAAACCCACGGUUAAGGCGCAGAUACAGAAGCCGUGA